AUGUUCGCCAUAUAUUCAUUACGCCAAUUAAACAUCAGUACACCCACAGUUAUUCCCUUCACCUCUCCUCACGUGGCUCAACAAAAGGGCAGUGUCGCUAUCGAUUCGACCCAUUACGUCAUUUUCUCUCCGAAGGACCUCCUACUAAAAAAUAAAAACGCGACAAAUUCCGCUAUGUGCGGUUGUUGCCUACUGCUCCUCGUUAUGUCCCAUGGAAUGGGUCUGGAUUUGCCGCACUUUGUGUAA
This is a messenger RNA of Debaryomyces hansenii CBS767, 246 nucleotides long. Its product is annotated as DEHA2E06688p. NCBI's taxonomy places the organism in Eukaryota, Fungi, Ascomycota, Pichiomycetes, Serinales, Debaryomycetaceae. The record is from RefSeq and is a predicted model, not a curated record. The transcript has a single exon. The coding region runs from base 1 to 246 and encodes 81 amino acids.